This is a messenger RNA of Magallana angulata, 5044 nucleotides long. Its product is annotated as inverted formin-2-like. The record is from RefSeq and is a predicted model, not a curated record. Gene Ontology annotation, biological process: actin cytoskeleton organization. Bases 165 to 3674 code for a protein of 1169 amino acids. Lineage: Eukaryota; Metazoa; Mollusca; Bivalvia; Ostreida; Ostreidae. The transcript has 18 exons. Gene Ontology annotation, molecular function: actin binding; small GTPase binding.
UUUACGACAACCAUAAAUUGGUUAAAUUACCCGCGAUUUUCAAAGAGUGAGUCAUCAUGGUUCUGCGAAGAUCACAGCUUUUGAUCGUCUGAUCCUUCAAGUUUUAUAGGACCAGACAUCAAGAUGAUUACUCAGUAAGGUGAAUUUCUAGAAAAUAAACUAAGAUGGAAGACCCCCGAGAUUUUGUGUUGUGUGAGUUGGAGGCUCAGAUGAAGAAUGCGUCUCCGGAGAAAUGUAUCACCUUAUCCCACAGCUCUCCUUCGGUCAAGAUGUUUUACGCCCUGCGGCUUCGGCUGGAGAACACAUCAGAGGCCUGGCUGCGGGAUUACCUGGAGCGUGAUGGACUAGACAUCAUGCUUAACUCUCUCUGUGAGAUGGCGGGAAAGGGAUUCACCAGCUUCUCGGAUGCAAUCCUACAGCUGGACUGUGUGUCCUGUAUCCGGGCCAUACUCAACACCAGCGUGGGGCUGGACUUCAUGGUCAAACACGACCACUACACCGCCAAACUUAUUCUAGCAGCACUGAACAUGAACAACACUCAUCCCAAGAAACAGGUGUAUGAGAUUCUGGCUGCACUGUGCUCCUAUAACAACACAGGAUAUAACAAUGUGAUGAAUGCCUUAAGUACACUGAAGAGGGAGACAGACCAGACCCACAGAUUCAGUGCUGUGGUCAAUGAAUUGAAGGCCGCUGAGACCGUCCCCCAUAAAACGGCUAUACUGACCUUCAUUAACUGCAUCAUUAACUGUACACCUGACCUACAGGAGAGAAAUCGGACCAGGAAUGAGUUCAUUGGUUUGAACUUGUUAGAUGUUCUGAACUUUCUGCGUAAAGAGGAAGUAGACAGUGAUCUUCAUCUCCAGCUACAGGUAUUUCAUGAGAAGAAACACGAGGAUGAGGAGAGGCUGAAUGAGCAGAAUGAAGUGGACUUUAACAGCCCCGAGGACCUAAUAGAACUCAUUCAGUGCAAGAUUUUUGGUACUCCCAAAAUGGUGUCAUUCCUGAAUAUUUUACAAGACUUGUUGGCCAUUGAAAAGGUUUACACUAAAAACAGCACAAAGAUGUGGAAACAAAUAGACAACUUGGUCCAUCAGUCUGUCCAUGCCUGUGAGUCGAACCAAGUUCCGGGCUGUGUGGAGACUCCAGAUAUGGAUCUGGCCAGCCUUCCGGAUCAUGUCAACAAAGGCCUUCAGUACAUCCAGUCCUACCAAUCCAGGUCACAGAUCCCUAACCCGGACCCAGCCCCGGGGCCGGCUCAUCAAAUGAGUGCCGCCAAUCUACGACAAAUAUCACACAGAAAUCUGGACCCGUGUAAGUUUGAGAACGACACAGGUGUGGAACUGACUCACAACCGAGAUCCAUUGUACAGUAAGUUCAAUAACGUAGUGGACGUUAUUGCGUACAUGGAUCAGACUCAGUAUGACAACGUGUCCUUCACCGACGACAGUGCUAACAUGAGUAACACCCCCACAAACAAAUCAGCCCUACAGCGCAGGUACCGCAUCAAGAGGCCACCCCUGCCACCACCCUCCAAAAAGAUGAAGAAUGUGCCCUGGGUCAAAAUAGCAGACGAGACCAUAGACAGGUACAAGGGCUGCCUGUGGGCACUGUCUGCUGAGAUGAAGGGAGCUGCCCCAGACUUUGGUCAGCUGGAGGCCAUGUUCCAUCAGGGGGAGCACCAGUAUGAGGAAGUCAGUGAGAUAGUGCUGUUGAACUCGACCACGCGGCAGAACAUCAACCUGUUCCUGAGUCGGAUGGAGAUUGGUCCGGAGAAGCUGAUAGAGAGCCUAGAGAAGGGGAACCCCGAGGUGAUUAGUCUGCCGACCCUACAGUACCUGAUGAAAGUGCUGCCUGAUGCAGAGGAGAUAAGGAUGCUACAGAAGUAUGAGGGAAGACGACUACAGCUGGGGAUGCCGGAGCAGUUUGUUCUGUUACUGGCAGACAUUCCCGACUAUCUUGUUCUGAUCGAGGGUCACCUCAUCAAGGCGGAGUCCACUGCAAGUCUGGACAAACUCAAAGUCUCGCUCAACUCGCUCACUAAUGUGUGUAAGGCGGUGCUGGAAAACCAACAGUUUAAGCAGUUCCUUCACUUCCUGUUGUGUGCCGGGAAUUUCUUGAACUAUGGUAGUCUACAGGGGGACGCAGCAGGGAUCAAGCUGUCCAGCUUUGAGCGACUGAUGGAGGUCAAGUCAGGGGUCCCCAACCUGUCCCUGCUCCACCAUCUGGUCAAGGUCGCCAACGACAAGGAUGACUCCAUGCUCAAGGUCAUCACCGAGAUGGUACAGAUUGAUAAGAUCUCGCUAUCUACGCUGAUAGAUAUCAAGAAUGAGAUUAACAAGUUCAAUAAACAGCUGUGCCGGUUCAUCAGUCACCUAGUCACUGCCAACAUCAAGCUCCGACAGAGGUUCCACAUCUUCAUCGAGGAGGUGAAGCUAGAUUUGCUGACCAUACAGAGUGCCACCAAUCAGCUGAGGACAGUGACCCAGAAAAUGGCCCACUUCUUUUGCGAGGACCAGCACAACUUUGAUCUAGAGACCACACUACAGUGUCUGCACCGCUUCUGUAAACAAAUCAAGAGGUGCCAAAAUGACAACACGACAUUUUACAAACAAAGUCAACUGGCAAAGAAGAAAAAUGACCAGAUCAAAUUUCAUGUCAAAAACAGAUUUUUAGCAUUGGAGUUUGGAAAAGAUGCAGGUGCAAGUUCCUCUAUACUUGAAGACAAACAUAAAGUGCUGGAAAAAAUCUUGGAUGACCUUCACCAUGGAAACUUUCACCCUGUAGUGAGGCCAGAGGUCACGACCCCAGACACUGACAUCGAGGCUCUGGAGUUCAGUAACAUCAGCUUCAUUGGUAGUCCAGUCAGACAGCGACCCGUGUCAGAGGUCAUGGACGAGGACUUCCUGACCCCAACACUCAAACACGUCAAUAUCAGGACCAGCUCAGCUGCAGACAUAUUGUCGGAUGAGCCAAAGUUUGAGCAGGAGAUGACGAUAAAGCAGGCCUCUCCUGAACUGCUGUCUGAUCUGCCGCUUAUCGCUAAACGCGUGGAGGAGAUGAAGGUCAGCAGUAAGAGGCGGAGUCACAGCCGUAGUCGUAGCGACCUGACUGACUCUAUUCUGAUCACGGAGAAGUGGAUGAAGUAUGAGGAGCUGAUUCAUCAGGAAUCCAUGUACGACGAGGGCGCCGCUCCGCUGGCCGAACCGGAGAGCAUGUGUAACAUCACGUCCCUCAACCUGGAGAAUAACGGGAAAUCUGUGGACCUCGAAGACGUGAAAUUCUACGAGGAACAGCAGAAGUAUGACUACACGGAGAAUAUAUGUUGUCUCCAGGAUGGCCCGGUCGUUAAGUUACCGACGGAAACAUGUCCAACCUCGCAAGGUGAAAAUAUGUCAGGUAAACCUAAACCAGAAAGGAAAUCCUCAGUCAGCAAUUUUUUUACAAAGAUAUCACGGGCGGUGCUAAAACCUCGAAAUACCCCUGAAUCGGAGCCGCAGAAAGGAAAGAAAGAACGGUUUGGGAUGUUUGGCAGGAGGAAGGCCUCUACUGCUGAUGACAAAGAAAAUGUCCCUGUUAAGGAAAGUGUGUCAGCAUUAGCAGAGAAAAGGUUCGCAUCCCGGGAGUACAAGAGAUUCAAAAGUGAAAAAUCUCGACUUCUGAAACCAGUGAAGUAAAAAUACAAAGAGAAAUUAGAAUGAUAAACCACAAAGAUGUUCAGAUUCCUUUUACAAUUUUAUUACUUUUUUUCCUUUUUUCAGUAUUUUUAAUGUCUAGUAUUUGGUGCUUUAUUUAAUACAGAUAUUUUUUUUUUGCAUCAGCAUUUUGUAAGGGGAUAUUUUUGAUGUACAUUGUAGCUAGAUGAUCUCCAGAAGAUACGGAUUUUCUUUGGUUGUGGUGAUUUUGAUAGUUCUAGUUAUAGGUGCAAUAGAAAAGAUUUACUGUGCUUAGCUGUGAUAUUUCAAACUUUGUGAUAAACUAAUUAAUUUGUAGAUCUGAAUGAUUUUUUUUCUGCUAUGAGCUUUUGGAUUUUUGUAUACUUAACAGGGUGUGUAAAAUUUAUUUUUGUAAUGAAAGUUCAUAGUCAAUAUUUUAUAUAUCAAAAUGUUUGCAUGGGUUAAAUUUUUAUGCAACAGAUAAUUGUGGUGUAUUUUAAGCGAUAUCAAUUAUGUUUAACAGAAUAAUAAUAAUAACUUUGGUAUUUGCAAUAAUAAAGUCAUUCUAUAAUUUUUGUAAAUUUUCCCCAUGCAAACCUUUACAAUAUGUAGAUUAGAAAUUUGGAAAAGAUGGUAUGGAUAUCUUUACAUAAGACAGGGAGUAUAUAUAAACAUAAAUAUAAGACAGGGAGUAUAUAUAAACAUAAAUAUAAGAUAAUGCCUCAUUGGUUCUGGAUCCUUGGUACUAGUCAGUUAUAUACAAUAGGAAUCAAGAUCUGUCAGGGCUUGUGUAGUCAUAGGACUCUUGUCUCUGUGUUUUGUUUUGCAAAGCUUCAAGGUUUACUAAGAAUUGUAAAUUGUACAAACUCAUUAUUUAAUCAAAUAACGAUGAAGGUCACAACCAAAUGUCAGAUUGGAUUUUGAGGUCAUUUUUUAAAGGUUAGAUGGCACUGUAAUAGAGCAAGUCAUCAUUGUAGGGAGGUACAAUAUUUAUAUAGCCAACACAAUUUGUCUCAAUAUACUGUAGAUUCCUUAUUUUACGCGAUUAAUCCCGCAAUUCAACGGUUUUCCAUUAAAUCGCGAGAACAUAACAUCGCAAAUGCCGAUUUUUUUUAUAGUUUCAUAAAGUUUACAUAUGUCCAAAAAUUAAAAGUGAGAUUUUAAAAUUCGCAAGACGCGCUUUUCGCGAUUUUAUGCGGAUAUUAUUUCCUCGCGUUUAAUUAGGAAUUUACAGUACUGGUAUUAUCAUUUCAUGUUGUAAACAGUAUUCCUGGCUCCACCGUCACCAAAAUUUUCAAAUCCCUCAACUCGUUCCUCAACUCAAAUCCUGUUAAGAAAAGUAAUAAAUUUGAGGUCAAAUCUCAGAUUUGAGGCUGAGUAUUGACUUGAGG